ACCUUCUUGCUGCAAAGUGCAAACAGCCAAACACACCCAAAAGAACCAUGGGCUCUGAUCAGCACAUAGAAAUAGUAAUGCUUCCUUUGAUGGCUCAUGGUCAUCUUAUUCCAUUUCUAGCUCUUGCAAGACAAAUCCACCACCGCACAGGCUUCAACAUCGCCAUUGCCAACACCCCUCUCAACAUCCAAUAUCUCCGUUCCACUCUUCACCAAGAUCCCACUGCCGGAAUCAUCUUGGCCGAGCUCCAGUUCAACAGUGCUGAUCAUGGCUUGCCACCUAACAUAGAGAACACUGAGAACUUGCCUUUGGAUCAAAUUGGUAAAUUCUUUGCCUCAUCUGUAUCACUCAAAGCCCCAUUCCAUCACUUGCUAUUGGAUAUCAUUGAGAAACAGGGCAAGCCACCUCUUUGUAUAAUAUCAGAUACGUUCUUCGGAUGGACUGUGGAUGUUGCAAAGAGCACAGGCACCAUAAACAUUACCUUUACUACAGGUGGUGCUUACGGUACAAUGGCUUAUAUUUCCUUGUGGUCGAAUCUUCCACAUCGUCAGACAGAUUCUGAAGAAUUCAGUUUGCCAGGAUUCCCUGAAAGGUGUCGAUUUCAUGUUUCUCAACUGCAUAAAUUUUUAAGAAACGCUGAUGGUACUGAUCAAUGGUCCAGGUUUAUGCAGUCUCAGAUUUCAGGUUCUUUGCAGUCUUUUGGGUGGUUGUGUAAUACGGUUGAAGAGAUUGAGCCUCUUGGAUUGGAGUUGCUGAGAAAUUAUAUCAAGUAUCCUGUUUGGACUAUCGGGCCUCUUCUACCUAAACCCUUGUUAAAUAAGUCAUCAUCAUCCUCAGCAAAUCGUAAUGGUUUAUACAGACAACAUGCAGGAAAAGAGCCCGGAAUAUCUCCUGAAAAAUGCAUCCAGUUCCUUGAUCUGCAUGAUCCUGAUUCGGUUCUAUACAUUUCUUUUGGUUCUCAAAAUACUAUUAGUCCGUCACAGAUGAUGGAAUUAGCCAUUGGUUUGGAAGAGAGUGGGAAUCCAUUCAUUUGGGUUAUACGGCCACCUAUUGGUUUCGACUUAAGUACUGAGUUUAGAGCAGAAUGGUUACCAGAAGGGUUUGAAGAUCGAAUGAGUAGCAGUAAACAAGGCUUGCUGGUGAAAAACUGGGCACCGCAAUUGGAGAUAUUGUCACACAAAUCUACAGGAGCGUUCGUAAGCCACUGUGGGUGGAAUUCAACAUUGGAGAGCUUAAGCCAAGGCGUGAAAAUGAUAGGGUGGCCAAUGGCAGCAGAGCAGGCAUACAAUUCCAAAAUGCUGGUGGAGGAAAUGGGUGUUUCUGUGGAGCUGACAAGAGGAGUGCAGAGUAGUAUUUCAGGGGAAGAGGUUAAAAGGUUGAUACAACUGGUAAUGGACAAGGAAUGGAAAGGAGGGGAUAUGAAGAAGAGAGCUGAAGAAAUUGCAGAACGUAUGAGGGCAGCUGUGAGAGAGGAAGGAAAGGAAAAGGGGUCUUCCAUUAAAGCAUUAGAUGAUUUUGUUUCAGCCAUUCUAUCAAGCUCGCUGUUGCUUCAGCCUUCAGCGUGCAAUAACAAAGGUCUCUAGUUUUGUACAGUAGAUCAGUAUCGUAUUAACUAUUUUUGUAGUUUUCCCUUUGUUCCUAAUAAAUGGUAUUAAUUAAAUUAAUCGAUUCUUUAUACCCAGUUUAGCAUUGAAAAAAAAAGAGAACAUUUCACAUCCUAUUAUGGUACACAGAAUUAUAUAUAGCUUGUAUAUUAAAUUAUUAAUUGAAGUUAAUUUUUCUUUUCUUUUU
Molecule: messenger RNA, 1791 nt
Organism: Theobroma umbraticum
Lineage: Eukaryota; Viridiplantae; Streptophyta; Magnoliopsida; Malvales; Malvaceae
Source: RefSeq, a predicted model, not a curated record